CAGAUUCUGUGAUGGAAAAGAAUGCGGUGGAUGCUACCAUCUUUCUUGUCUCGAACCUCCCAUGGUGGAUGCUCCCCUUGGAGUUUGGCACUGUCACCUUUGCUUGAAGAAGAGAUAGAAUUUGGUGUAUAUUCUGUGUCCGAGGGAGUAGAAUCAAUUUGGGAUGUCAGGGAAGUCAAGGUGUUUCGUGCUAAUGGAUGGACAACUGAGAAACAUUUUCUCGUGAAGUAUAAAGGCCUUGCUCAUGUUCACAACCGUUGGGUACCAGAAAGUCAGUUACUUCUUGAAGCUCCUCCAUUGCUGUUUGAGAAAUUUAAUCAGAAAGAUCAGGCCCUAAAGUGGAAGCCAGAAUGGAGCUUACCUCACCGGUUGCUUCAGAAGAGAGCAUUAAUCUUUGCCCAACAGGAUGGUGAUCCCAGUAGCGGCCAGGCUAUUGGUAAUUCUGACUGUCAUUAUGAAUGGCUUGUUAAAUGGCAUGGUCUUGGUUAUGAACAUGCAUCAUGGGAGCUGGACGACGCUUUGUUUCUUCAUUCACUUGAAGGUCGGAGGCUGAUUAAAGACUAUGAAGAUCGUCACCAGAGGGCAAAGAGAGUUCCUUUAUCAUCCAAAGUUGAUAAGAAACUAGACCGCAUUACUUCUUUUAGCAAAUUAUCUCAGACACCUGGUGGAUUUCCACCUGGAUUUGGUAUCAACAAUUUGGAUGCAGUUAACAAGCUGCGUGAGCAUUGGCACAAGGGUCAGAAUGCUGUUGUAUUUGAUGACCAUGACAGAAUGGUGAAAAUGGUUGCAUUCAUCUCAUCUCUGGUCUCUAAUACAUGUCGACCUUUUCUCAUUAUCUCAACUUCUGCUGCUCUCCAUUUAUGGGAGUAUGAGUUUUCUUGUUGGGCCCCAUCUCUCAAUGUUGUUAUUUACAGUGGAAACAAAGAGAUUCGUAGAAGCAUUAGGAAACUAGAAUUUUAUGGGGAAGGUGGCUGUCUGCUUUUCCAAGUGCUUAUAGUACUUCCAGAGAUCAUCAUUGAGGAUCUAGAGGUUUUGGAAGGCUUAGAAUUUGAAGCAAUCAUAAUUGAUGAGUCCCAGUGCUCAAAGAUCUCAUCUUAUUUGAAGCAAAUUAAAAUGUUAAAGACAGAUUUCUGGAUUCUUCUAUUCAGCGGCCAACUAAAGGAUAGUGUUGUAGAAUAUCAAGAUAUCCUGGCUUUUCUUGAUCACCAGAGUUACAAUGAAGAUAAUGGUGAUUUAAUCUCGAAUUCCAGUGAUAUUGGUCAACUAAAGGAUAAGCUGUCAAGUUUUGUUGCAUAUAGAUGCAACUCUGACUCCUUUAGGUUUGUUGAGUAUUGGGUUCCUGUAAAUAUCUCCGAUGUGCAACUUGAGCAGUAUUGUGCUGCUUUACUUUCAAACUCUUCAAUACUACGCUCACAAUCAAAAUCUCAUGUCACUGGGGCACUUCAUGACAUUCUUACGACUACCCGGAAGUGUUGUAAUCACCCCUAUCUUGUUGAUGAAUCCCUACAAAGUUUACUUAUCAAAGAUCUUCCACCGGCUGAGAUCCUGGAUGUUGGAGUAAAAGCAAGUGGGAAGCUGCAACUUCUUGAUUCCAUGCUCAUGGAAUUGAAAAAACAAGGUCUGAGGGUGCUUAUUCUUUUCCAGUUCCUAGGUGGUUCUGGGAGGGUUUCAAUUGGAGAUAUUUUGGAUGACUUGAUACGUCAAAGAUUUGGUCCCGAUUCAUAUGAAAGAAUUGACAAGGGUGUUUUGAAUUCUAAGAAGCAAAGUGCUCUGAAAAUGUUUAAUAACAAGGAGCAUGGGAGAUUUGUACUUUUAUUAGAGACAAAUGCUUGCCAUCAUAGCAUCAAAUUGUCAUCAGUUGAUACCAUUAUCAUUUUUGAUAGUGAUUGGAACCCAUUGAAUGAUAUAAGGUCCCUUCAGAAAGUAGCACUUGAUUCACAGUUGGAGCAUGUUAAAAUAUUUCGCUUGUAUUCGUCUUUCACUGUUGAAGAAAGAGCCCUAGUCCUUGCUAAGCAGGAUAGACCGCUUGAUAGCAAAUUGGACCUAAGUUGGAGUACUAGUCACACGCUGUUGAUGUGGGGCGCAUCAUCUUUAUUUGAUGAUUUAAAAGCUUUUCAUGAUGGUAAAACUGAUAUCUUAAGUGUGAACUCCUCAUCUGCACAAUUAUCUUUGAAACAAGCUCUACAUGAAUUCUUAUCCAUACUUAAGCAAAAUGGUGAAGAUACUGACACAAGGGACUGCUCAUUUUUAUUGAAAGUCAAGCAAAAUGGAUUAAAAUACUACCCAAAUUUUUCUUUGCUUGGUGAGUGGAAAUUUAAGUCACUGGAUUCAGAGCCAUACCACUUAUUUUGGACAAAAGUUUUGGAGGGCAAAAAUCCACAAUGGAAAUACUCAUGCGGUUUAUCUCAAAGGAGCCGGAAAAGGGCUCAGCAUAUGGAUGGUUUGGGAAAGAGGUCUGACUUUGAGAAUGAAGAGGUAGUGAAAAAGCGCACAAAAUUUAUAAAUAAUGCUGAUCAGCCUUAUUCAAAACGUGAAGGUGAAAAAUUAUCCGCUGGAAACAAGGAAGGAAAUUUUGGAGAAUCAAGGGAAAGACCUCAAGGCAAUGAUGUUGAAUUCCUGAAAGCAAGGAAAUCACGUGAUGAGCAGAGGAGCUUACAUCUUUCUCUGAAGUCAGAAAUAGCUAAGCUUUGUGGAAUCCUUGAUGUCCCAGAUAAUGUCAAGAGGAUGGCUGAUGAAUUUCUUGAUUAUGUCAUGAACAACCACCAUGUGAAUAGUACUCUUCCAAAGUCAAUAUUGGAGGCUUUUCAAAUUGCUCUGUGCUGGGCCGCAGCUGCUUUGGCAAAGCACAAGAUUGACCAUGAAGCUUCCCUUAUGCUUGCAAAACAGCAUCUAAAAUUUGAUUGUAGGAAGGAUGAGGCAAAUGUAAUUUAUUCAAUGUUGCGGUGUCUGAAGAAUAUAUUUUUGCAUCGAACAGGAAAUUACAAUGUCACUGGCUCUCCAAAAGCUUCUGCAUCUGGAUUAUCUGAUAAGAAUUAUUCCUGUACGGGCUUGGCACUAGAAGCUGAAUUGGCUAAGAAAGAUGUCUUAAAAAGCAUUAAAGAAAUUCAAAAGAAAUGCCAAAAGAAGCUGAGGAAGUUACUCUUUAAGCAUCAAGAAGAAAAGAACAAGUUGGAUGCAACAUAUGAGGAAAAAAGGGCCGAUCUUGAGAAAAAGUACAAAAUAGAAUCAGCUGUUAUUCGGUCCCGUUCUCCUAAUGAUGUGAUCAGAUCAGAAAACCUCAAGAAUUUAGAUAUUGAAUAUAAUGAAAGAAUUGAAGAUCUGAAGCAUCAGUACGAAAUGCAUCUCAAAGAUCUUGAGAAUGUCCAAUCGACAGCAAGGCAAAUGUUACAGAAUAGGGAGGUCGCUUGGGUGGAAGAUGUGAAGUCUUGGGCACAAGAUGAAUUGUUAAACGCACUUCCUUCAAAAGAACAUGGGAAUGGGAUAGAAUACUUGAAGACUAGCAUGCAAGCUGAGCCUGACUAUGAUCCCAAGAAUAGGUGCCUUGUGUCCAAUCUUGUUACUAAGGAUACUAAUUUUGAUAGAACAGUUGAAGCCAUGAUAGGGACUCGUCUUGGAUCAUCUAGAACUCCUGAAAUCAUGUCCCCUAUGCUUGUACAGUGCGGUGAUCCAGUUGAUGGGCAAACUCCUCCGGUUGAGGCUGCUAGUGCUUAUGAGGGCCAUGAUAGAGCUCAAAACGUAUGUGAUAGUCAAGGGAAAAUUAUCUCCGUGCCUGCCCAUCCAAAAGAACAUAAUGUCAAUGGAGCCACACGCAUGAUGAACGAAGGGGAAGGACAUAAUAUUUUCUAUGAUGGUUGCGGGGAAAAAACUGUGCCUGAUGGCUCAGAGAAGGAUACAGCCGUGGAUCCUUCUUCAUCCAGGGAACUAAUUCCUGAUAGAAGUCCAUUGAAUGUUUCAGAUAGAGAGUUAUCAUCAAGACAAUGUGAAAGUCCACCGUUGCCAGAUCAGCAAACUUCUCUUGAAGUCUCAUUAUGCAUACGUGAUGGACAGGUCCCAAUUGAAGUGCCUGAAACUAGUUGUGGAAUAGCUGAAGGUAAUAAGGGCGGAGAGCACCAAAGAGAUGGGGUAUUGUUGGAUCAAACUGCCACAUCAGAGGAGCGGGAACAGAUGUCAAGAACCAUGAACAAUAACACUUUGUCCCAGGCACUACAAGAUUCACCUGCCUCUUUAUUAACAUCCCCCAGAAUGGUUGAUAAAGAUGCAACGGUGGGAGAAAUACAGAAUUCUUCGGGACUGGUUGAACAGUUAUCUAAUCCAGCUGAUAUUAUUCCAGCUAAUCAAUGUAAUCUGCAGUCAGUCGUGGAGCCUCUAGAGCAGGUGCAGGAAUUACCAUCUGCAGAGUGCCUUGCUUCCAACCAGGAUACAGCUGGAGAAAUGCAGAUCUUUGCUCCGCAAGUUGAGCCUGUCUCUAGUCCUGUUGAUGCUUUACCAGCUGGUCAAUUUAAUCAUGACCCAGCCAUGGAGCCUCUAGAGCAACUACAGCAAUUACCUUCUGCAGCGGCCCCUGCUGCUAACCUGGACACUUCUGGAGAGUUGCUUAACUCUUCCCAGCAAGUUGAGCCAGUCUGUCGACAGGAUAAUGGGGCACAAGCCAAUGGAUUGAAUCAUGAGUCACGGGUCAGGGAGCUUCUACAGCAGAUGCAGCAACUUCCGCCUGCUGUCCCUCCUAAUUCCACCCACAAUCCAUCAGUGGCAACUGAAACUGAACUCCGGUCAAAUAAUGAAGAUUCUCUGUGUGGCCAGGUUUCCCCUGCACCAAUGGAGGUUACAAAUCAGGCUGUCGUUCAUUCUGCCUCUGAACUUGAUUCACACACACCUGUUGGUACAUGCAGAACGCAAUCAUUAGGCACUAGAAAUGUGUUCACUCCUCCAGAGAUCAAUAACCGUCCUAGACAAACUACAAGCCAAUCAGCAGACACGGAUCCGUUAAAGAAUGAAUUGGACAGAUUACUAAGAGAGUCAGAGCAAACCUUGAAAUACUAUGAAGAUAUGAAAUUGCAGUUGAAAUCUGAUUGUGAGAGAGAGCUGGAGGAAACUCGCAGGAAGUAUGACGUCAAGUUACAGGAGAGAGAGCUUGAGUUUCAUCUGAAAAAGAAGAACCUGGAAACAAAUAUCAACUUAGUUCUCAUGAAUAAGAUGUGGGCAGAGGCUUUUAGGUCCAAAUGCAUGGAUCUUAGAGUAUCCGGACCACAAGGAAUGCAGCAAGAUCCAAGUUUGGCACAGCAAUUGGUUUGGACUUCAAGCCAGCAAAGAGAUGUGAGGCCUUCCCAAGCAGCAAGUCCACCUCAUGGGCCUCCUGCAUCUACACUGCAGCAUUUGGCCGCUGCUUCUAGCCCUCAAACCAUGGCGCCACCUCCCCCUGUAUCCAGUAUGCGGACCUUCCCUCUAGGGAGCUCACAGAUUUUGGUGCCACCCAUGCCUGCUACGGCUAGCUCUUCACCCAUGGUGCCACUUAUAUCUACUAUAACUAGCUCGCAGAACAUGGCACCCCCUCUAGUGGCUGCUUACAAUGCACCUCCAAGGCCACCUCACAUCAACUCCAUUCCUCCGUUGGCAAACCAUCAAGCUGGUAGUGGGUUCCGUACCACUCCUCCCCAUCUCCAGCCUUAUAGACCACCAACAUCUGGCGUGUUGAGUCAACAAGCUCCUAGUAACAAUCCUGCAAUGCCCUCAUUGCCUAACCAUGCUCGACCAACACUUCCAACCAAUACAUCUGAUCCUCAUAAUAGAGUGCAACGGCCUGAAAUUCCUGUAAGGUUACCCAUUCCUAACUUCUCAGCCAGGGAGCCAGCGAUGGGUGGUAAUUCUCAACUGGGUAUGAAUCUGUCAAAUACUCUGUUACGUCCAUCAAAUGUGACAUCAUUGCAGCAAUCUAAGUUUGGCACCGCUAGUAGCAUGCGGGAUGACUGUGUCCGUCCAGCUAUGUCACCCAACGUAGUCUGUUUGUCAGACGAUGACUAACCUAUCAGGAAGAGCUUGAUUUCAGCUAUUUUGUCCUAACACGAUAUAUAGCCGGCUCCAAGAUUUGCUUUAGUUUCUUGUGUUUCAGAGGCCUCUGAUUGCGGUUGGCUAUUGAUGUGCAGCAAGGCCGUUAUAUUAACUUUCGGCUUUUGUUAAACGCGUUAUUGUAUUUGAAUAUUUGAUAGUAAAAUGUACAUAUAUGUAAUUAAUUACCUUGGUAAAAGAAAAAUCCGUAAGUAAUUGUCUUGGAUUUGGUUCUUUGGGCUGCUUUUGAGCAUGAUCUGAAGCAUGGUGGAAGCCAGCUAGAUCUAAGGGCCUCUUUUUGGUUCCGCAAGAGUUUUCGGGGGGACAGAAAUGGAAGUGGUUGUGUACAUGGAAGUAGAAAUAGAGUUUAAAAGUUUGUUUGCUA
Messenger RNA from Neltuma alba, 6427 nucleotides. RefSeq names its product helicase protein MOM1. The transcript has 16 exons. The record is from RefSeq and is a predicted model, not a curated record. Gene Ontology annotation, molecular function: ATP binding. The coding region runs from base 22 to 6018 and encodes 1998 amino acids. Gene Ontology annotation, biological process: heterochromatin formation. Lineage: Eukaryota; Viridiplantae; Streptophyta; Magnoliopsida; Fabales; Fabaceae.